AGCGUGUUGACGUCACACGGCGUACUCCAGAAGAGAGCGCGAGGAAAGAAGGGUACCACAGGCAGCCUGUAUUUUUGGGCUUAUCCCCCCUAUCCUUCUUUCCCCAGCCUCGGCCAAUGUCCGUUUGUCUAACCCCCCAACUCGGGAGCAGCAACCGGCCAGCCAGGUAGGCAGUCGGCCUCGCUGCGUACGGCCAUGCUGGAGGAGAACCACUGCUACGGGCUUACCGGUGGCUCGUUGGCGAACGUCUCGGUGUUUCACCUCAAACUUACUGACAGCGCGGCGACAGCCAUUAGCAAGUUCCACCACGACAAGAGUUCUCCUCUCCUUCAGGCUUCAAGCGCACCUCCCACUAUCUGUUUCAAUGGAAACCAAGGGAAAAUUACAAUUCCUUCCUCGAAGAACGGCGCCGACGCCAGGGUCUUCGUGUUCGGCAUCGCCAACGUUGCCCGUGACAAUCCACACGGCAGCUUCGACUGCAUCCAGCAAGUCGACUCCGGCUCGACGCAGGAGCUGUCGUGUCUGGGAGUGAUCCAGAAGAAGAUGACUGUGAGGGCCACGGACGACUCGUACGACAAAGCCCUGCAGAGCAUGGCGCAGGCCGAGGAGGAGAACCGCAGCCGGGGGGCCAUCGUCAUCAAGCAGGGAGGUCGCUUCAAGCAAGGCAAGAAGGUGACGGUGCGCGCCCCAGCCCCGGCUUUGGCCGGCCUGACCAAACCUCGCCAGACGGCCAAAUCGCCCCUCGCGGUCAAAGCGGGUGCCACCCCAUCCAAGGGCAGGAAAGUUGGCGGCGCGUCCAGUGGGAGAUGCAGCGUCCAGCAGCAGCCCAUCAGGGAGAGGGCCACGCACUUGCUGGCCCUCAGGCCCUACAAGAAGCCAGAGCUCAUGUUGAGACUACAUAAAGACGGACUCACGCUAACUGAUAAAAAGAUGCUGGACUCCGUGCUCAAUGAUGUGGGCCAACGUAAUAGCCGAGACAACACGUGGGUGCUCAAGGACGGCUUGUACAAGGAGCUGCGCAAAGACUGGCCCGGGUACACGUCGGGAGACCAGCAGCUCCUCAAGCGGAUCCUUGUCAGGAAGCUGUUCCAGCCUCAGCAGAACCUCCUCACCGUCCCAGAGGUGCAGGUGAGCCCGCUGCGGGACACGCCCAACUCGUCGCCGGCACACCGGCCCAAACCCGCCCCUGUCGAGGAGUACACCGACCCUCUGGUCAGUAAGAAAACCAGGAUAUCGCACUUGACGCGGAAAGCCGCUGCCACGCCAGGCGACGAUGUCCGUUCCGAGCACUCGCUGGACCCCCGCAAGCUUUUGGACUCUCUGUCGGCGGCCUGCGGGCAGGAAACAGCUCAGGUGAAGAGUGACCCUCUGCCUGAUGUUGACAGAAACUCUGUUAAAAGGAAGAAGAGCAAACACAGAGAGCAGAAGGAGGAGAGGAACAGAGGCAGCAAAGAAAGGAAAACAGAAACCAGUUCAACCACUCAAGUUACUGUGGACAAUGCAGAAGCCGGCUAUGUGACGUUUGACUCGGACAGCCUUCAAGAAGCCGAGCAGAACACGGAUUAUUUAACGACUUACACGGAGAUCAGCAGCCCCGCUCAGCGGCAGCGCUACAAGGAAGAGUUCAACAAGGAGUACAGCGACUACCGAGAUCUGCACGCCCACAUCGACGGCGUCACCCGCCAGUUCAUGGUGCUGGACACGCAGCUAAAGCAGCUCCACCAAGACUCGCACAAAUACAAGACUAUUCACAACCAGAUCGUCCAGGAGUAUCGCCAAAUAAAGAAGUCCAACCCCAGCUACAGCCAGGACCGCCUGCGCUGUCAGUACCUCCACAACAAACUGGCUCACAUCAAGAAGCUCAUAUCCAAGUUUGAUCAGCGGCAACUGGAGCAGUAUUCCGCCCCCAAGUGAGGAGGAAAAACUUCUCCAGUGAACGUCACGGUUACAGGGCUCCAGAAACUCUGGUCUCGUUGCAUCAAUGGUCUCUGGUCGGCUGUGACGGGAAGCGCACCGACUGGAUGGAGUGUGAUGGUCGCUUCAGCCAAAGAUGUACGCAGCGGCAAUUGCAAGCAGUGAAGCACAUGAAGUGAUGGCACUAUACUGGAGUGGGGGGGAGUCUUUUUAUCAUUAUUGUUCAUACUGAGAAGGCACUGUUAUCGUCCGGAUUUUUUUUGUGGGGGGGGGCUGCCUGUCAUCUGGUGUUAUUCAACGUGUUUGAAUCUGCAUUCAGGGAUUUUUCUCCAUGUAUUGCUGGAAUUGAAAAGAAUUCUAAGGAUAAAAACAUGUUGCACGCUACCUGUCUUAAAGAACGCAUGGCAAUGAGUCUAUUUUGUGUAUGCCAUUUUUAUUCACCUUUAUUGCCUCUGUCAUAAUAAAAUGGUUACAGUUGGAUGUCAAUGAAUUACUUUUUAAAUAAACUUAAAAUUGAAGCUGAA
Syngnathus acus (greater pipefish) is the source of this 2438-nucleotide messenger RNA. RefSeq names its product RNA polymerase II elongation factor ELL-like. The record is from RefSeq and is a predicted model, not a curated record. NCBI's taxonomy places the organism in Eukaryota, Metazoa, Chordata, Actinopteri, Syngnathiformes, Syngnathidae. Gene Ontology annotation, biological process: transcription elongation by RNA polymerase II; positive regulation of transcription elongation by RNA polymerase II; snRNA transcription by RNA polymerase II. The transcript is spliced from 12 exons. Gene Ontology annotation, molecular function: cis-regulatory region sequence-specific DNA binding. Gene Ontology annotation, cellular component: transcription elongation factor complex. The coding region runs from base 196 to 1914 and encodes 572 amino acids.